This is a messenger RNA of Erinaceus europaeus (western European hedgehog), 3761 nucleotides long. It is a transcript of the gene RPRD1B, whose product is annotated as regulation of nuclear pre-mRNA domain containing 1B. Gene Ontology annotation, biological process: mRNA 3'-end processing. NCBI's taxonomy places the organism in Eukaryota, Metazoa, Chordata, Mammalia, Eulipotyphla, Erinaceidae. Gene Ontology annotation, cellular component: RNA polymerase II, holoenzyme. The record is from RefSeq and is a predicted model, not a curated record. Gene Ontology annotation, molecular function: RNA polymerase II C-terminal domain binding. The coding region runs from base 344 to 1324 and encodes 326 amino acids. The transcript has 7 exons.
GAAGUGCGCUGAGCGAAGCUCAGAGAGGCCGUGGAUUCUAGAAAGUUAGGCUUUUUUUUUUUUUUCCCCUACGGCUCAGACACCUUCCGGUGCCCAGCUACUCCGGCUCUUGCCCUUUGACCUCGCUUUCGCGGCGGGGUGAGAGGUCGGUGGCCAUCUUGUGGCGGCGGCGCGGGCGGCUGUUACUGCGGAGACCUAUCCCCUCCCCCGCCGGGUCCCCGGAGGCUGUCAGACAGUGAAGAGUCCGACUGGCCGUCCGGUGAGGCCCGGACCUUGUGCCGUCUUUCUCCCCGCCGCACUGGGCGGCUCAGGCCGCUCCCUGCCGGUUCUCACCGCCGCCACCAUGUCCUCCUUCUCCGAGUCGGCGCUGGAGAAGAAGCUCUCGGAGCUGAGCAACUCUCAACAAAGCGUGCAGACUCUGUCCCUGUGGCUCAUCCACCACCGCAAGCACGCGGGGCCCAUCGUCUCCGUGUGGCACCGGGAGCUUCGCAAAGCCAAAUCAAAUAGGAAACUUACUUUUCUGUACUUAGCCAAUGAUGUCAUUCAAAACAGUAAAAGGAAAGGACCUGAAUUCACUAGAGAAUUUGAAUCUGUCCUUGUGGAUGCUUUUUCUCAUGUUGCCAGAGAGGCAGAUGAAGGCUGUAAAAAACCUUUAGAAAGAUUGCUGAACAUCUGGCAAGAAAGAAGUGUGUAUGGCGGCGAGUUCAUACAGCAGCUGAAGCUGUCUAUGGAGGACUCCAAGAGCCCUCCCCCCAAAGCAACAGAGGAGAAGAAAUCUCUAAAGCGGACUUUUCAGCAGAUACAAGAGGAGGAAGAUGAUGACUAUCCUGGAAGCUACUCCCCGCAAGAUCCUUCUGCAGGACCACUCUUGACUGAGGAACUAAUCAAAGCUUUACAGGACCUGGAAAAUGCUGCUUCAGGGGAUGCUACAGUCCGACAGAAAAUUGCUUCCUUGCCCCAGGAAGUACAAGAUGUUUCUCUGUUAGAAAAAAUAACAGACAAAGAGGCAGCUGAACGUCUUUCAAAAACAGUAGAUGAAGCGUGUCUCUUACUAGCAGAAUAUAACGGACGCCUGGCUGCAGAACUGGAAGAUCGGCGCCAGCUGGCUCGGAUGUUGGUGGAAUACACCCAGAAUCAGAAAGACGUCUUGUCAGAAAAGGAGAAAAAACUGGAAGAAUAUAAGCAGAAACUUGCUCGGGUAACGCAGGUCCGCAAAGAGCUGAAGUCCCAUAUCCAGAGCUUGCCAGACCUCUCAUUGCUGCCCAAUGUCACAGGUGGCUUGGCCCCCCUGCCCUCUGCUGGUGACCUGUUUUCAACUGACUAGGGAGGAGCGGUGUUCCAGAUUCCCGUCUGUACCAGCAGAAAGAAGAGGGCAAGUCAUGGCUGGAAAUAAGCUUGUACCCCCAGCCUCAAGAAAGAACCACAGACUGAUUCUCCUCUCCAGCCUCUCCUGUUGAGCAUAAAUUCCUAACAGUGGCGAGUAGAAUCCAGUUUAGAUUCAUGUUUGGAAAGAAUGUGGAUGUCUCCCACCUUAUGUUUUCAUGCCCCUAUUGGUUUCCAUUCUUUUAGUUCUAUCUCUACACCCAAAAAACUUAUGAGAAUCAUGUGUACUUCUGGAAGCUUUCAUAAGAAUCUUGUCCCUCAUGGCAUUUUGUCAUGAAAACAGAUUCUCCUUUCUGAGCUGAGUUCAUUGAGGUUCACUACAGGCUUCCACUAAGGGACCUGCUCUGGAGUCAUCAGUUUUUCCAGCUCUCAUCCACCCAGAAGUCUGGAGGCACAACUGUCAAGCAGCUUUGUCGUGAAGAAUUUGCCAAAUCCUUGAUCCUCUUUCACCAUUACUCAGAGCAAUUUGUAGUCGAAGGUUAGGUGCAUUUGUUAUGUAAGCAGAUAAGAGAAUCUAGCAGUAAGACUCGAAAGUGAUCUGGGACAUAAAGUCACAGUUCAGAGGCAGAGUAACAGGAAUCACAAACCUGAGUUUAAAAAGACAAGUAAGUGAUUUGGUUUUGGUUCCUACAGACAGCCUUCCCAGGAUGCACUUAUCAGGGGUCCCAUCCCUGUGAUUGAGCAUGCUCCUUAAAACAAGAUCUUCUGGCCCCAGGUGGUUUUGAAGGCUUUGUUAGAAAUGGCACUGAUGGCCCCCCAAAGCUAAUGGCAGUCUGUGCUUUGUGUGGCGAGUUGGGCACAAUAACAUUAAUUCACUGUGUGGCUUAUGUCCACAUUUUGGUGACUAAACUUGAAUGUCUCCCUUGCAGAUAGAACACUGUGCAUGUUUGUCUUUCAGUUGAUGCCACUGUGCAUGUCCUUGUGCCCACGUGAGGAGUGCUUUGCACUGGAUGUUUCUGAAUGGCUCAUCUUGGGCAGGGGAAGGAGCAAAGCCAGGGGUGUUAACUUGGGGUUUUAAUUCCAUUAUCAUGCCAGCUGACAUCAUGACUAUUACAAUAUAGUUACUGAAAAUUUUUACCUUGCUUUUUAGUAAAGGUUUGACUCGCUAACUGUAAAUCAUUCUCAUUUGGCCAGCUUAUUUUUUGCAUUGGAAGGGGCAGAAAACAGUUUGCCCCAAGAGUGUAAUAGGAAAUAGAGCCUAAUGACUGAAAUCCAAAAGCUAUAAGAAGGAAUUCAGCAAGAGGGCUUCAGAGUCUUCUUUAUUCAGAGUUGUUAUUUUCAGGAUUACCAAAAAGCCAAUUUCAUGUAAUUUUACAUGUCAAACAUGUCCAAACAUAACCUGUGUUUUAAAAAAAUGUAAUCACCUUCCCUUUAGAAAAGCUCCUUGCCUGCCGUGAAGUGAGAACAAUGAAAGGUCACCGCAGAUGUUAAACUUAAUCUGUAGAAGAACCUAGUAGCAAUUAGGCUAUUUUUCAGGUUUGAAUAUGGAGUGUGUUGUGUGCUCAUUGGCACUGCCUGUUGUCCUGUCAUUAGGCUAAUGAGUCUGUAAAGUAUUUUUCUCCUAGAGGCCAUAGGGCAGUAGUUGACUUGACUAAAAAUUGCUGCCAUAAAUUUCAGUCUUCACGGUUUCUACACACAUGCUCCCCAUGUAGUGUGGGGGCUUUAAGUCUUACAUGGGAGCAGUUUCUGAGCAGACCCAACUGGGACAUACUCUGCUGUCACCAAGGAGGCGGAAUUUUGCUAGCCACAAGCCAGCCAAAAGGGUCUAGUAAAUGCAGUAGUUCUGAUCAGCUAGAUGAAAACGUAACAGUAUGAUGGAUUUUGUCCGCUCUGUUUUUAUCUGAUUGAGUAUGACCAACAAUUGGCUCACAAUUAUUACAGCAAGAACAAGAAGUGAAUCUGUAGCAAUUACGUUAAUGACUGUUGGCCUCUUGACAACCUGUUACUAGUGGACUUCCUGUGAGGAAGUUAGUUUUGUUUUUUAGUUCUUAAUGAAAUGCUUUUGGUCUUAAAUUUUAAUUAUUCCCACACCCUCCUCAAGUGUGCUUUACUUCACUCACUUAAUUUAAAUGAACCUUACUCCUUGUAUGUCUGAGGUGAUUGGGUGGGGUGGGAUGGGUGGUUUUUGUUUCAUGUUUCUCUUAGGCCUCUAAGGACCUUUCCUUUAGGUCAUAUUCCUCAGAAAAUCUCCAAUCUUCUUUUCUUUCUCUUUCUUCCUUCCUUUCUUUUUUUUUCUUAAAGAAUAUUUUUAAAGCUUAAAUUUGUAUAUUAAUUUAGGACUUUAUUUAGAAGUAUAGGCUGUCAUUGGUGGCAGCAGUAUAUUCUGAAAUGUCUCAUAGAUAUAUAUAUUUUUGAAUAAAGAUGGUGUUGUUGAACGA